GACCAUCGAAAUUCAACUGAGCCAGUGCCAUCAACAGGAUGGUAUUGAGAACAGCUCCCUAUCAACUGUUAUUCCAAGAAAAAAAAAUACAGAUAUUCAAUCGUUCAACGAAUUGUAAUGGUAUACGAGGAAACAUACACCAAAUCUCUGUCCAUGCACAAACCAAGGCGUGGAUCAUCGAUCAGCGUCAAGAUUCAGUCAGGUACGGAACGAUGUGUGCGGCAGUGUACUGUAGACAUGCGUCCCAGUUCAUCCUCCUGCACAAGCACAGAAAAAGAAGAGCAAGCCCCAGAUCAGAUACAAUAAAUAUUCCACAGGCUGAGAGACAAGCUCAAGCUGGUUAGGUUUCAAAGCUCAAGCACAAGAAGCACUUACAGCAAGUAAAUAAAUUGAAUCCGGCUGAAACUUACCGUGUUGUAACAAGUCCAACAUGUAAAUAAAUUGAACAGCUCCCUAUCAACUGUAAAUAAAUUCAACACAUGAACCAUUAUUUCUACCAUUGACAGAAUUCCAACACGUAAAUUUUCCUGCAAUAAAUAUAAAUUGUUGCCUUCCGCGGCCAGUAACAAGUCCUUGAGGUAAUUAAAUAUUCUUUUGUUCGACGUACCAGCUCAAAAGUGAAUAAGGGAAACAUUUUAGAGAAUAGCUCAAGACAAGCAGCUUCAAUUUCUCUAUGGAAUUACCAACUAAAGAAGUUGCAUGAUCCAAUAAACAAAGAAAUACUAUCAAACAGGAGAUACCAUCAAAUGAAAACUCUGCUGCAAUAUUACCUCAAUUCCGUUCAGUAGACAGAGGAAAAUUGCAAAUUUUGCCGGAAUUCUGUCCCUGCCUUCAACUCCUUUUUAGGGAUUUCUGGGUCAUUUUUCCACAGGCAUGAUUAAAGAAAGAAAGGAGAAAUAGAUGGCGGCAGACACUGAAGCAAAGCCAUCCAGCAGAAACUUCCACUCAACUUAUGAAGAAAAGAAGACAGUACACCAGGGAGGUUUCCUUGCUAGGUUUUCAUCUACCUAUCAUCCUUUUCUCACGCAGAAACACAGGAAACGACCGUAUUUGCUGGGCCCAGCUGCCAAAGGAAAAAAAAUGACAGAGAUGGCGAAAGAUACUGAAGAAAAGCCAUCCAGCAGCAGCUUCCAAUCAACUCCUUUUCAAAGCAAAAAAAAAAAAAAAAGCUUCCACCCAACUCCUUUUCGAAAGAAUAAAGCAUCCAUUCAACUGCUGUGUGUUGACUGUGAGGACCUCAUAACAAUGGAUGACAGACUGGUUAAAUACUCAUCAACAGAGUUGCAUUGUGUAUUGAAUCACAUCCCCUAGCCAAACACAUUAUCGAAUUCCAGAUGCAAACACUACGCAGCCAAAUGCGACCUCUGUUUUUUUUUUUGAGGUGUAAAUGCGACCUCUCUGUUCUACCUUUGCCUACUGCUGGUGCCAUGUCUUCUUCUCUUGGAAGAAGCACAUGCAGCGCACCAUCAAGGAAUCUCGCCGAGGUCUCAACGCACGGCCCUCCUCCACUGGAAAGCUACACUUGCAGGCCCGGCGCUGCAGAUGAGCUCUUGGCAGGAAAACACCAGCCCCUGCAACUGGACGGGCAUCAUGUGCACGGUUGUUCACAUUUGCCGCCGCAUGCCCUGGGUGGUGACCAACAUCUCGCUGCCGGGUGCUGGCAUCCGUGGCCAGCUUGGUGAGCUCAACUUCUCUGCUCUUCCAUUCCUCGCAUAUAUUGACCUCAGCAACAACAGUCUCCAUGGUCCAAUACCAGCUAAUAUCAGCUCUCUAUCAUUACUUUCUUAUCUUAACCUAUACUUGAACUAUAUCAAAGGACAAAUUCCAUGCAACAAAUUGUCAGGUUUUCGUCCUCAAGAAUUCGGAGAUCUCAUAAACCUUGUUCAACUUGUGCUCUCGUACAACUCAUUUUCAGGACCUUUACCCGCAAAUAUAUGUUCAGGUGGCAGACUUCAAUAUCUCAUUGUCACUUCCAAUAUCCUCAAUGGCUCCAUUCCAAGGAGUUUAAAGACAUGUACGAGUUUGGUUCAGCUUCAGCUUCAGGAGAACCAACUAACAGGAGAUAUAUCUCAGCAUUUGGGUGUGUAUCCACAACUCAUAAAGAUGAUCUUGGCAUCAAAUAGAUUCUUUGGGCAGAUCCCACCAAAUCUAGGUGCAUCUACCAAACUAACGGUACUACAUCUAGCACAAAAUAUGAUUACAAGUUCCAUACUUACAAUCCUUUCCAAAUUGUCAAACCUAGUAGAACUAAAACUCGAUUAUAACUAUCUCAGCGGUGAGGUGCCACCAGAAAUCUGCAGUUUAGCAAAUCUAUAUAAACUGACCCUAUCAUCGAACCAAUUAUCUGGAUCCAUACCUACACUGAUAGGAAAUCUGAGCAAUUUAGGAUACCUUGAUAUAUCUGGGAACAGACUGAGUGGAUUGAUACCUGAGGAACUAGGGGGCUGCACAAAACUGCAAUCCUUGAAGAUCAACAACAACAGCUUCAGUGGAAGUUUGCCCGGUGCCAUUGGAAAUUUAGCAGGCUUGCAGAUCAUGUUAGAUGUGAGCAACAAUAACCUCAGUGGUGUGUUGCCGCAACAACUUGGCAAGUUGCAGAUGCUAGAAUUUCUGAAUUUAUCACAUAAUCAGUUCAAUGGCAGCAUUCCAUCCUCCUUUGCAAGUAUGGUGAGCAUUUCAACACUCGAUGUGUCCUACAAUGACUUGGAAGGACCAGUCCCAACAACACGCCUACUCCAAAAUGCUUCAGCAAGUUGCUUUCUUCCUAAUAAAGGUCUGUGUGGUAGCAUCUCUGGCCUGCCACCUUGUUAUUCAAUCCCAGUAGCUGCUCACCAAAAAGGAAAGAUACUUGGUUUGCUUUUGCCAAUUGUUCUUGUGGUUGGUUUCGGAGUUGUUGAUGUGACUGUUGUCAUAAUAAUACUUACUCAUAAGAGGAGAAAACCACAAGAAAGUGUCACUGCUGAAGCAAGGGACCUAUUCUCUAUUUGGAAUUUCGACGGAAGAUUAGCAUUUGACGAUAUUGUAAGGGCAAUAGAAGACUUCGAUGAUAAGUACAUCAUUGGAACAGGAGGAUACGGCAAAGUCUACAAGGCACAACUCCAAGACGGGCAGCUGGUUGCUGUGAAGAAGCUUCAUCAGACCGAAGAAGGGUUGGAUGAUGAAAGAAGAUUUCACAGUGAAAUGGAAAUUUUAUCACACAUCCGUCAACGAAGCAUUGUCAAAAUGUAUGGAUUCUGCUCCCAUCCAGUGUAUAAAUUUCUCGUCUACGAGUACAUUAAGCAGGGAAGCCUCCACGGGACAUUGGAAAAUGACGAGCUAGCAAAGGAAUUAGAUUGGCAGAAGAGAAUUACUCUUGCAACUGAUGUGGCUCAGGCAAUAUCUUAUUUGCACCACGAAUGCAGUCCACCUAUAAUCCAUCGAGAUGUCACGAGCAACAACAUUUUACUUGAUACAUCCUUCAAGGCUUUUGUCUCGGAUUUUGGCACAGCAAGGGUUCUUAAGCCUGAUUCGUCAAACUGGAGUGCACUAGCAGGAACGUAUGGCUACAUAGCUCCUGAACUGUCAUACACAUCUGUUGCAACAGAGAAAUGUGAUGUCUAUAGCUUUGGGGUAGUUGUGUUAGAGCUAAUGAUGGGCAAGCAUCCAAGGGAUCUAUUAGAGGGUAGUCUUUCUAACAGCGAACAAUCCAUGAUGGUGAAAGAUAUUCUGGACCAACGGCCGACAACACCAAUAACAACAGAAGAGAAUAGCUUAGCUCUGCUCAUCAAGCUGGUCUUAUCUUGUUUGGAAUCUUCUCCCCAAGCAAGGCCAACCAUGCAGGAGGCAUACCAAACACUCAUCCAGCAACCACAUUCUAGUUCUCGUUCCGUGCCUUUCAGCACGCUUAUAUUACAUCAAGGGAUGCAUGUUGACAUAAGGUCUGAAUCCUAGUGAGAAACCAGGGUCUGCCAAAGCAGACGCCGAUUCAGAAUUCAAUUUUUUACUCAAGUCACUCAUACACCACCUAUAUAUACCUGAGUUGACGACUCAUUGCAAGUCUAUGUAUUUGUAGAUUCUCCUGAUACAACAAAACAUGACCGUUGUUUGCCCGUGGUUUCCCGCAAGGGUUUUCCACGUAAAAAUGUGUGUCCAGUCCUGUGUUCUUGAUAUUUCUCUGUUUAUUUGCUUGCUGAUUUCUAAUAAUGCAUAAAUAUAAUUUGGUUUGCGGGAUACUUAUGUUGGUUAAAGACUGUACUGUAGACAUAGUAUCCACGUGUGACACUUUCUUUCGGCUGGUGUCUCCAGGGUACUUAAAAUGUGUCCUAAUAUUUGUCUCUUUUUAUCUACUAUUGCUCUCAUAACCUAAAGAUUGAAAAAAAAAUCAAAACUGGCGCAGUACCAUGUAGUCCUGCGUUAUUUAUUCCAUAUAUGGGAAUCAAGAUAAAUUAUCUUGGACCAAGCAGGAACAAUCACAAUGCAUAAACGGAACCAAAUGAAUGUAAGCACAUUGGAGAUAGUGCAUAAAAAAGAGAAGUACCGCAAUAUACUAAGUAAAAGGACUUACAGAGGGUUGUAGGGCAGGAGUAUGUAGUAUUUUUCCUUAUUAUUAUUGCUCCCAUGAACCUGAAGGUGAAAAAAUGGAAUCCGAAACUGACACAUUAUCAUGUCAUCCCGCUUUAUUGUUAUCUGGGUAUCAAAGUAAAAUACUUUUUUACCAAGCAGGAAUGAUCAAAAUGGUCAAGUGUUCGAUGCGUAAACGGAACAAAUGAAUGUGAACACGUGGAUAUAGGUGCAUAAAACAAGAAAAGUACAACUGUACUAGGUAAAAAGAGCUUACGGAGGAUUGUAGGGCAC
Messenger RNA from Aegilops tauschii subsp. strangulata, 4833 nucleotides. Its product is annotated as probable leucine-rich repeat receptor-like protein kinase At5g63930. Lineage: Eukaryota; Viridiplantae; Streptophyta; Magnoliopsida; Poales; Poaceae. Gene Ontology annotation, biological process: protein phosphorylation. The record is from RefSeq and is a predicted model, not a curated record. Gene Ontology annotation, molecular function: protein kinase activity; ATP binding; protein binding.